Molecule: messenger RNA, 2374 nt
Organism: Drosophila suzukii
Lineage: Eukaryota; Metazoa; Arthropoda; Insecta; Diptera; Drosophilidae
Gene: Alp12
Product: Alkaline phosphatase 12
Biological process (GO): dephosphorylation
Molecular function (GO): alkaline phosphatase activity
Source: RefSeq, a predicted model, not a curated record
CACACACACCCGCUCAGUUGGGCAACGCGAGAGAGCCAAAACAGCUGAUUGCCUAUCGAUAGCGGUCUAUCGGAAUCGUUGGAACUAUCGCAGCGUCGCCAAUAGAAACAAGUGUCUAUAUAAAGAUUAGGCCGAUCUAGACGUGAAUGAGAAAUGGAAAAAAGAAGUGAGGCGCCGAUAAAAAGCACAAAGUUUCGAAAACUGAGCGAUUCUGACAUGACGGAAGUGCAGCUAAAUAAUUUGGUGGACCCAAAGGAUAAUGUCGAGAUCGGUAGUUCCCAGGGAAAUGCGGACUCCAGAAACAGUCCUGUUCAACACUCGAAAUGGUUUAGAUCCAGACUCUUUAUCAUAUCUAUUGUUUUCUCGGCCCUCCUGAUAACAGCCAUGUGUAUUGGCUUUGUCGUUCACUAUGGAAUGUCCGGCGAUGUGGGCGACAUGGAAACGGUGACCUAUUGGCCCGUACAGCUACCCAAGGAGCAACAGGAGUGGUACGAUCAAGGAAUAGAUGAGCUCAAGAAGGCCGUUUCCAGGGAAUUCAAUCGUCGUCGAGCCAAGAACGUGAUUUUAUUCGUGGGCGAUGGAAUGGGACCGAAUACGGUGACAGCAGCACGUAUUUAUGGAUUCAAGGAGGAGGGACUCCUCAGUUGGGAGCAGUUUCCGGACAUGGGACUAUUGAAGACCUAUUGCGCCGACAAGCAGGUUCCGGAUUCUUUCUCCACAGCCACGGCUCUUUUUGGGGGAGUCAAGGUGAAUUACGAAACAGGCGGAGUGGACUCCAAUGUGCCGCUGGGCAACUGUACCGCCUCGCUGCAGGAGGAUCACCAUGUUCAGACAAUCCUUAAGUGGGCUCAGGUGGAUGGAAUGCGCACGGGAUUCGUGACCACCACCCGGGUAACUCAUGCCACUCCGGCUGCCCUCUAUGCCCACGUGCCGGAUCGUCGCUGGGAAUGCGAAACGGGAAUGCCAGCAGAGGCUCGGGAUCAGGGCUGUAUGGAUAUAGCCCGCCAGCUGAUCGAACAGCCCACGGGUCAGAGAAUCAAUGUAAUCAUGGGAGGUGGUCGCCAGAUGCUCCUGUCAAAUGUCACCGAUUCACCAGCGGAUCCUCUGGACACUUGGGCCAGUUCAUCAAAGGACGGACGAAAUCUUAUCCGGGAUUGGAGGCUUAAGAAAGAGGAUGAGGGUGUGUCCCAUGCCAUAGUCCAAAAUAAUCGCGAGCUAUGGAAUCUCGAUGGUCAGAAUGUUGACUACGUACUGGGCAUUUUCGCCAAUGGACAUUUGAUGUACGAUCACGAGCGAGAUCAAAGCGAAAACGGCAUGCCAUCCCUGUCCAAUAUGACCCAGAAAGCGCUCGAGGUUCUGGGAAACAGUGAUAAAGGAUUUUUGCUGGUAGUGGAAGCUGGCCUAAUCGAUCAAGCCCACCAUCGGGGAAAUGCUCGAAAGGCACUUAAUGAGGUCCUGGAACUAAACAAGGCUGUUGAGUCUACGCUUUCCUUUCUGAAAUCCACUGAUCGUCUGGACGAAACGCUGGUUAUUGUGACCGCCGAUCACUCGCAUAGCCUGACCAUUAACGGACAUCCGGAUCGAGGAGCCAGUAUAUUGGGCUUGGCGGGCAAUUCAAAGACAGAACAGACGCCCUACACCACGCUAACGUAUGGCACUAGCUAUCAAGGAUUUCAGGUGGAUCCCAACACUCAGAACCGCAGGGAUCCAACGGGUGACAAUAUAUCCGAUUGGGAAUACACACAGCAGGCAGCUAUAAAUACGGACGAAAAUCUGCACGGCGGAUCGGAUGUUACGAUUCACGCAGAGGGCGCCAUGUCCUAUCUGUUCCACGGGGUCCACGAACAGAGCUACGUAGCCCACGCCAUUUCCUACGCUCUAAGAAUCGGACGUUUUCGGGAUAGCUCUAUUGCCGAAACUCUGGCUGAAUUCACCCCUAUAUAGAAUAAUUUACCCUCAAAAAUGUUAAGAAAUAUGUAUAAGGAAAAUAUUUUGCCAAGCUUACAAAAUUUAGAGAUAGAAUUUGAAAAAAGGACUUAAGAUUAAGUAAUGAUUUACCAAAAUGCUGCAGAAGCUAAAAAGUGACCUUCAGGCUUGAAUACCUAUAGAGUAUGAAGGAUUUUAAGGAAUGAGAUCGUUGAAUACAUUUUAUUAUAAAAACUUGAAAUAUGAAUUUUAUUCGCUUCCUUUCGUUUGUUAUAAAUCGAUCCUACCGUUCGGUUGUUUAUGCAGUGAAACCUGUAAUAAAUUUCAUUAUCUUAACAGGCAACAUAAAGAUUGCUUUAGGUUCUAAAGUUUAGAAGCUAACAAAACGUGAUCUUAAAGGGUUGUGUCUGUAAAAAUAAACGUAAUUAAUAAACCUGUAUUCAUUAAA